AUGGAAUCUAUUCUAUCUGCACAUGAAAUCGGCGAAGGACUUCCCGUUUUGAUUAUUCAUGGAUGGCAGAUGGAGGGAAAAGCAGAGGAGCUGGAUUUUGAGCCGAUUUUCAACAAAACACCUGGACUUCGCCGGAUUUACGUGGACCUUCCGGGCAUGGGCACAACACCUGCGAAUAAUGUCAGGGAUCUGGACGAUAUAUACCUUCGCCUAGUGGAAUUCAUUGAUUCUCGACUUGGAAAGUCAAGAUUCUUACUUGUCGGCUCAUCAUGUGGCGGCUACCUCGCACGUGCGAUAGCUCAGAAAUAUAUUGAGCAAGUCGACGGUUUACUAUUACGCGUACCACUUAUUAAGCCAAAGGACAGCAUGCGCGAUCUCGACGCAUUCAAGCCUUUGGUUGCAAACGAGCAACUCAUGUCAAACCUAUCAGUCGAAGACAAGACACUUCUUGGAAACGUUCUGAUUCAAACGCCUGCUUACGUUGAUACGUUAAAGGCCAAAUAUGAGAAGGUACUCCUUCCAGCAGACAAAGUGGCAGACAAGAAGGUGUUGGAUCCGAUCCGAGCAGAUCCAAAUCGAUAUCAGUUAUCUUUUUCACUAGAUAAUGAAAAUGCCAAGUUCUUUGCACCUACGCUUGUUGUGUGUGGUCGGCAAGAUGAAAGCGUGGGCUAUCGAGACAGCCUUCGCUUGCUAGAACUCUAUCCAAGAUCAACCUAUGUUGUUCUAGAUCGUGGUACUCAUGGCCUUCCUAUCGAUGAGAAUAGCGUUUUUGAGGCUCUUGUUCGUGAUUGGAUAUUCCGGGUUGAUGAAUGGCGAGGUCGCACGGAAAAAUAA
Penicillium griseofulvum is the source of this 834-nucleotide messenger RNA. RefSeq names its product alpha/beta fold hydrolase. Lineage: Eukaryota; Fungi; Ascomycota; Eurotiomycetes; Eurotiales; Aspergillaceae. The coding region runs from base 1 to 834 and encodes 277 amino acids. The record is from RefSeq and is a predicted model, not a curated record. The transcript has a single exon.